Molecule: messenger RNA, 2284 nt
Organism: Trichophyton rubrum CBS 118892
Lineage: Eukaryota; Fungi; Ascomycota; Eurotiomycetes; Onygenales; Arthrodermataceae
Exons: 8
Coding region: 248-2284 (678 amino acids)
Molecular function (GO): copper ion binding; oxidoreductase activity
Source: RefSeq, a predicted model, not a curated record
GAUUAACCGCGGCUCGUUCAAGCGAUAUAAGCACGCGGAACGACUAUAGCCAUGGCACUAGUUAAGUGUUUCGAUGCCUGGAUGCUCAAGGCAGACCGGGCCCAGAUGCGCUGUUUGGCUGAUGUUUGUGCCUGCGGACUGCAAUGAUCAGCCGCCAGCUAGAUAGUCGACGUUCAACGAUAUCAGCCGUACCGACACACGUCCGGACAGAGACCGUCAAGUUUGGAGUCCUCAGACGUCCAGAGAGAUGGACAGGCCGGCUAGCAGACGGCGGCACAACUCGCAGCGGCGGCUUCAGCAGCAGCCCGAGGACGAGAGUGUCGUUGCUGCCGAUACCCUUAUUAUUCCUGUCCAACGUGAGGACGAGAAGAGACCGGCUGGGCCCUCGACAGGGAGCCAGACCGGGGAGACGAAGCCCGAGGAUCACAGGAGAUCGCUGUCAGGAUGCCCGUGGCUGCUCGUCGGCUUCGUCUGCUGCAUCUCGACUCUGCUCCUCGUCCUGGGGCUCGCUGCACGGUGGCAGCAAGGGGCCAUCCCAAACAUAUUUGAUAUUGGCAACCUCCGGCCCAGCUCUUCGCCAGCAUCUUCUUCCUCUUCUACAGCUGGGCCAUGGAGCUCUCGCCUUCACCCAGAGGACCAUCUCUUUCGUCCAGAAACCACGAUCACGCUCGAGUGGUCUGUCACCACGGGAUAUCGCCGCUUGGAUGGUGUCAAGAAGCGUGUCUAUCUCAUCAAUGGCUUGUUUCCUGGACCGACCAUUGAAGCACGCUCGGGAGACUCGCUGCAGGUCCAGGUCACCAACAAUAUCCAAGACGAGGGCCUCGUCAUUCACUGGCAUGGCUUGCACAUGAGAGGUGCGAAUCAUAUGGAUGGAGUGACGGGAGUUACUCAGUGCCCGAUAGUACCUGGGGAUUCCAUGUUAUACAACUUCACCAUCUCCCAGUCUCAGAGUGGCACAUUCUGGUACCAUGCACAUUCUGCUCUGCAACGAGCUGAAGGUCUGUAUGGCGGGUUCGUGGUACACAAACCAUCGACUCCCAGUAUGCGGAUAGCAAGGGAUCCGGCCAUACACGCAGAUGCUGUCAAAUAUCAGUACGAAAAAGAGCAUCUGCUGCUGAUAGGGGACUGGUAUCACCGUCCGGCAGAAGACGUGCUGAAGUGGUUUAAAUCCCUGGAAGCCAACGGCCAGGAGCCUGUCCCUGACUCAUUUCUUAUCAACGGUGCCGGGCGGUUCAAUUGCUCAAUGGCGCUGCCCACACGGCCUAUUGACUGCGUGGACGAGGGAUAUCCUACGCCGGAGCUUCUGCUUGAUUCCAGCACUUCGUACCGCAUGAGGGUUAUAAAUGUUGGCUCGCUGGCUGGUGUCAGUCUCGGUUUUGAGCAUGGUACUGUGACGCCCAUACAGGUCGACGGAGGAACGGAGGUUGAGUUACCGUCUGUCUCUCCGAACGCUCGCUCGAUGGGUAUUGUAUACCCUGGCCAGAGAACGGACUUUGUCUUGCGGAAUCCUUUGGGCGAAACAGGACAGUCUUCAAUCACAGUAGAGCUUGACCCAGAAUGCUUCAGUCUCCCGAAUCCGGCGCUCACCAGAGUCCAAACGUUUCCUAUCAGCGGCUCGGCGAAGAAGCCAUCUCAUCCGCUGUCUGACAACCCCAUUGGCGAGGCGGGAACGCAUGUUGACCUGACAGAGUUGACUUCCACGGCUUCUACAAUAUCACACAUACCCGCAAAGGCUGAUGAGACGUUCCUGGUCUAUACGUUACUUUCCAAAUUAUCGAGCAACAACUACGUCCCUUUUGCAUUCUUCAAUCACACUUCCUGGCGACCACAGGCAGACCCGCCUCUACCCCUGAUCUCGCUGCAACGCAAGGACUGGGACAAGAAUCAGUUCACAAUCAAGACCAGCAGCAGAGCCUCAUGGGUAGAUUUAAUCGUGAACAAUCUCGACGAAGGUCCCCAUCCGUUUCACAUUCACGGCCAUGACUUUUACGUGAUGUCUCUGCACGAGGCGGAUACAGGGAUGGGCUCGUACAAUCCGUGGGAUCCAAGUAACAAGGCGCCGGCGUACGAUCACUCCCAGGCUAUCCUUCGCGAUACAGUGCAUAUCCCUGCUCGGGGCCAUGCAGUGCUUAGGUUCCGGGCCGACAAUCCUGGAAUCUGGCUCUUCCACUGUCAUAUCCUGUGGCACCUUGCGAGUGGUAUGGCGAUGCUUGUCGAUGUCAUGGACAGUGCAUCCAGGCCGUUGCAUGGAAUUCUAAACCAAACGUGCAGGUAUCUAACCUGA